AUGGAUGUAUGGGGGAAAAAAGAAACUCCUCUCAAGAAAUGGAGUUCUAAUUAUCAGGACUUCAGUUUACUAUGGGAGGAUCUGAUUGACAAAUUGGAUACUGAGUUUGUGGAUUAUGUGGCUACCAUACUACAUAAGCUCUGGUCUAGAAGAAAUAGUUUUGUGUUUCAUAAUAAAUUUCUUAGUCCUCUGGUUUUAAUUCGAACAGCAGUGGAUGAUAUUGAUGUUUGUAAAGAAAUACAUUUGAAUUUAUCGGUCGAAGCAAGUAAUAUUUCAAUGCAGACUUCUAAUAUUCAGUGGAGGCCUCAAUCUGAUCCUUUCUUUAAGCUAAAUUUCGAUGCAGCCUAUGACUCUGAAAAGAGAAUGAUGGGUAUUGGUAUUGUGGUUAGAAAUAGCAGGAGUGAGACGAUGAUUGUAAUUUCUACACCAAGAAAUUAUGUUAGUUAUAUGUUUUCUAUAGAAUGUUAUGCUUUGUUAAGAAGUCUGAAUCUGGAUCAAGAAUUGGGUUUACAACAGGUGAUUAUCGAGGGUGAUGCUAAGACAGUUAUAGAAGGUUUUAUAGGGAUUAAUUCUAAUUGUUCUUCACAAGGACAGUUGCUGGAUGAUAUUCAACACCUAAUGUUGGGACAUGCUGAUUGGAAGUUAAAUUUUGUCAAGAGAAGUGGUAAUAAGGCUGCUCACAUUGCUACAAAGUUAGGCAUGUAUUUAGAAAGUGAGGCUGUGUGGAUUGAAGAUGGCCCUCCAGAGGUUAUGUCAGCUAUUUUAAUUGAGAAACAAUGUACUGAGGUUUUGAGUUAA
Carya illinoinensis is the source of this 798-nucleotide messenger RNA. RefSeq lists its product as uncharacterized. Lineage: Eukaryota; Viridiplantae; Streptophyta; Magnoliopsida; Fagales; Juglandaceae. Gene Ontology annotation, molecular function: RNA-DNA hybrid ribonuclease activity; nucleic acid binding. The transcript has a single exon. The coding region runs from base 1 to 798 and encodes 265 amino acids. The record is from RefSeq and is a predicted model, not a curated record.